UCUGCCAUCAAACACUCGUUUGAUUCUUCUCCGUUUCAAAUGUACUUAUCUAUGAGUUAGCCCUACUUCCCAGCUGAACCUCCCCAUUUGCAGCAGAUGUGUUGUAACAAUGCAGGACCAGCAGGUGUUUCUGUUCUACCCAGUCAAGUCCCCAGCAUGGGCCAAGACGGUGAUCAAUGCCAAGUCGAAGUACCAAGAAAUGUAGUACAUGGGAGUGCCUUGGACACGAUGACUCCUGCCCAGGCGUACGCGUACGCCGUGAAAACAGGACAAGACUAUAAUCGCACGCUGCACUAUACUAUCGAACGUAAACAGCCCUUGAGGAGCGUACAAGAUCAGCCACCACCUUUACCACUAAGCAGCAUUAAUGCUGGUACCGAGCGCGGAGGGUUAUAUGCUCAGCGUUUGUACGCAAGCGCGACGAGCAACAAGUCCUCGUCAAGUUUGCCUGGCAGCAGCAGCAGCCCGAGCAGACCUACCCAGCCGAUUGACAAGCCUCUUCCCGUUGCACCACCCGGCCCAGACAGUAGCAGGCCUCUAAGCCGUUCACAGCACCAUCGCAGUUCAUCGCUUUCGCCAUCAAGUCUUGAUACCAGGGUGCCAAAUACUGUGACUCAGAGAUUCAACGUUGCGGACCUUUACCAUAGCAGUUUGCCUCGAGGGGAUUUUCGAUCAUUAAGGACUUUAUUGUCUGGCCCCGGGGCGCACACUACUGCCGGGGGGAGGACUGAACCCGCUCCUCUCUCCGCACCUCCGUUGCACUCGCCGACACCGCUCGUUGGUUACCCUCGCCUCCAGACUUCCGUUUCGCAGACACAGCUACCACGACGUAGUGGUGACCUGUCAAGCCCACCGCUUUCUCCGGAGAGUUUCCGGUCUAGCCGCGCAAGAUGCGACCUGUCAGCUUAUGACGUUCAGCUUAACAGUAACCUCGAUCGACCAUUGUUGCGCGAAACGCCAGGUUUGCGGGUUUCAUCGUCCGUUUCCGUACCCACGGUUUAUAUAAUGACACCUCCGUCUUCUACAUCACCUCUAUCUACAUUUAGGACUGAUAGGCCCGUUGGUAGGGGCGAGGACGCGUCCCCGUCCUUCUCACGAUCUUUUCAGAGAAGAUCGGUUCCUGUGCUUAGAACAACAUCUUCUGCGAUGUCUCCUUCGCCAUUGAUAUCCGAACGACCAUCUAGUAUAUCACCCGAUUUGCAAGGUGAUCUGCCGUGUUAUACAGCUCCAGACCCUGCUAUUUCAUCCCUUCUACCACCCUUUGGCGAUGAGAAGUCGGCACCAUCGAAGUUGCCAUGCCGAUCUACUUCCCCUUCACCUGCGAGGUCGUUUACAGAUCGCCGUAUACUACCUACCGUUCCACCACCUUCCCAAUCUCCUCGUAUGACUACUCCGAUUAUAUCGGCUACACCUCCACCUACCGUUCGGUCCCCACCGCCACCGUCGAGGAGCCCCCUUCGCUCAAUAGAGAAUUCAUCGGUUACUGGGAAGUCGCCUCCCUCGCACAGUGAGACAAAGCCUAUGGGGCGUCCCGCUGAACAACUCUCUGUUGAAAGGUAACUCGUCCUCGAGCCUCCUUUUGCCACUUGUAUCGUUCCACUGAUGCUUAUGCGUUGUACAAAGCCCGUCAAGCGUCGUUGAUCUUCCGAAUCCCUAUGACCAAGAAGGGGAUGAUGAUUCUCACACGGGCCCGUUGAU
Molecule: messenger RNA, 1698 nt
Organism: Pisolithus orientalis
Lineage: Eukaryota; Fungi; Basidiomycota; Agaricomycetes; Boletales; Pisolithaceae
Exons: 4
Coding region: 97-1560 (487 amino acids)
Source: RefSeq, a predicted model, not a curated record